AUGCGCUAUCCGAGAUUCGUAAAGUCUGGGAUCUGGUUUCUCAUAAUCUCGCUGUCUGGGGUAAUCACCGCACCACUACAGCCCGAAGAAUCGAAUUCCGGAUCAGCAGCGAUUCUGAACACAUUCCCAAUCCAAAAGGAUGAACUAUUUACAGCUUCAAUACAAUAUCCAUCAUUGACAUCAAACAAGAAUUCCGGGGAAUCCAAAUUGUUGAGAAAGAAACGCAAAGGUGCUACCGCACCGACUAUACCGGAAACGACACUCUCCACCGACGAAUUUACAAGGGUUGACACCCAAGAUAAAUUGGAUGAUACGUCCUUAUCGCUAGCUAUAGGUGAAGAAAUCAUAUGCGACAAAGGGCUAGACGCAGCCUCUUCACGUCACAACUCAAAUUCUCAUAAACAAUUAACUUUACAGCCCUUCAUCGGCUAUUCGGACUCUUCUAGUAGUCUCCAAAGCGCGAAGGUGAAACUUCCUCUGCCCGAAAGCGAUAAGGCCUCAAAAUCACUUCCGCCAUCAGCGCCCCCUUCGGAGUCAUUUGUUCAGACUAUUCGAAAACGAACUACAGCGGACGAAACAAACCCCAGAGCGAAAGAAGCGACGGUAUGGCAAGACCCAACGGACGUGAAACCUACCACAAAAGAGGAAGGGAAUAAUAAAAAUACCAUAGCUACCCCUACCCACGGGAAAGCUGAUGAGUCGAGACCCACAGUGUACAAAUCCGUUCAAGAUGACCUCGAGGCCAAACCUGGCGAAAAAAUGCUACCCGUUUCACCACGGAACCCUGGUGGGGAGGUGAGAGUUAGAUGGCACAUUAUCUGUGAGCCCAUGGAGCGGAUGCUUGCAAAAUUUUAUGAAGGAUACUUUCCACGACAACAUGAAAGUUGGUGGCGUGCGAGACUCGACCCCGGGUACGAUUUAGCAGGUGAUUUCAGAGCUUUCGAAGCACGAUGCCGUACUCAACCCUGCGCAUGUCGGGCGCAGGGCACGUGGGCGACGAGAUUCACUUGUGUGAACCCCGAGGGUGACAUCAACCUAUCACUUUCACAGAUGCAAACCCUGUCAUCCACCUGCAGACGCCGACAUGGCUGCAGGUGUGAGGCCGAAGGAUAUACCGAUCCUCCAGACCCGCCUAUUCCACAGCCAGUCGAUGAACCUUCUAACUUUCAAGGUGGGCUCCGCGAACCAGGAGCCCGUGCCAACGAAGCCUAUUGGAGUACGGUCAACAAGGCAUUCUCCGAUUUUUCCAAUUAUCGUAGCGGGAAUAGGCAGUAUACACAUGAACAACAUGGCGUUAUGGAGAGUUUACCUACGGAAAGCUAUUUGGCUCCCGGAACCAAGGAGCCAUUUUACUUAAGUGGGCCAGAAGGGUACCGAGAGGUCGCCCCAUGGUCAUCCUUCACUGAUUUACGUUCUGUGCAAGGUCUCGGCAGCACGUUAUCUAAAAGAUCAGCGGGUUCCGAAAGUGGUGAUAAAUCAGCCGAACAGGAUGAGGCGAGUCAAGAACCCCGAUGA
This is a messenger RNA of Orbilia oligospora ATCC 24927, 1515 nucleotides long. RefSeq lists its product as uncharacterized. The record is from RefSeq and is a predicted model, not a curated record. The transcript has a single exon. Bases 1 to 1515 code for a protein of 504 amino acids. NCBI's taxonomy places the organism in Eukaryota, Fungi, Ascomycota, Orbiliomycetes, Orbiliales, Orbiliaceae.